Helianthus annuus (common sunflower) is the source of this 955-nucleotide messenger RNA. Its product is annotated as NAD(P)H-quinone oxidoreductase subunit T, chloroplastic. The coding region runs from base 63 to 839 and encodes 258 amino acids. Lineage: Eukaryota; Viridiplantae; Streptophyta; Magnoliopsida; Asterales; Asteraceae. The transcript has 2 exons. The record is from RefSeq and is a predicted model, not a curated record.
UUAUGGAUACCAGACACUACUUCUAACUUCUAACAUCAGUUCUGUUAAGCCACCAAAUUCAUAUGGCUGCAAGAACACCAAUACCCUCACCUUCACUAUCUCUCCUACCAACAAGAGGCGGCAUCACCGCCACAGCAACCACCGUCUCUUGGUUGACACCCGCGACCCGAUCAGGCAGCAGAAGUGUUCUACGGGUCUAUGCAGCAGCUGCAGCAGGAGGAGAAGGUGGUAGGCAGAGGCCUCCACCAGAUGUUGAUACCAGAAUUCACUGGGAGAACGAGGACGAAGGAUGGGUUGGCGGCAGCAGCAGCAGCGGCACCACCACGCAACAAUCGGUGGAAGAAGAGCAGAAGAAGAACUUGCUUGGUGAAAAGUUCUCUGAAUUGCUCAACAAAUCCACUGAUUCUCAUUACCAGUUCUUAGGGGUGGCGGCAGAAGCCGACUUAGAAGAGAUCAAGGCAGCUUACCGCCGGCUAUCUAAAGAAUACCAUCCCGACACCACUUCUCUCCCACUCAAAGCCGCCAGUGAAAUGUUCUUGAAACUAAGAGAAGUUUACGACGUGUUGAGUGACCCAGAGAAGCGAAGGUUCUAUGACUGGACCUUGGCUCAGGAAGCCGCAAGUCGUGAAGCCGAGAAGAUGAGAGUAAAGCUGGAAGAUCCAUACAUGAAAGAUAUUGAAAAUUUUGAGUCAAUCCCGGAUAUGGUUGACCGGCUCGGAGGAAGGAACAUGGAGCUCAGCGAUCAAGCCAAGUCCGCUCUUACGUUCGAUAUUUUUAUAAUUCUAUUCUCAAUCGGUUGUAUUCUUUAUGUUGUUCUCUUUCAGGAACCUUAUUACUAGUCAAUAUGUAUAUAAAAGGUAUAGUUGACUUUUACAGGUCAAACAUAGUGAUUUUUAUAGUUUGAAAUUGAUAUAUAUGCACCACAUGGUCUUUAAAUGAUGUAAGAUGUCGUAAA